Molecule: messenger RNA, 3204 nt
Organism: Linum trigynum
Lineage: Eukaryota; Viridiplantae; Streptophyta; Magnoliopsida; Malpighiales; Linaceae
Source: the annotation of a GenBank genome assembly
AUUGAAAUUCGAAUGCAAAAACUUGUAUCGUGUAGAAGUUUUAAUUGUAAUGGGAGUGGAGAACUUAAAACUAAAUCCAUCCAGUAACACAUUAAUUUGUUGAUUAGAAAAAGAGGAGCUGUUCGCGCCGCGUCCUGAGAAUUCCGAAACAGGGGCUGCUCUUCAUCCCCUGUUUCACGAGUUUCUGCAGCAGUCUCCUCCAGAUUCAAGAACUCUCGAUUUCCUGAAGAAAUUUUUUUUCAGCGUCGAAGCUCCUACUCGUAAGUGUAACGCUGCGAGAAUCUUGAGCCUUUUCCUGUUUGGUCGCUGGGAAAAUUUGCAGGAAAAAAGGCUGCAACUUUCUGUGUUUGUUUUUGUUUUGGUGCCCCAGAGGCAGAGACGAAACAGAGCAAGUGUGUCAGUGUGGAAGCUAGUUUCAGUGACUUGCAGCUUUCUUGAACAAUUCAACAGAGAGAAUCCCCUUAAAACUCUGAGCCUACCAGAGCUCCUCCAUUGCCGUCUCUGUUUUUAGCCUUCCAAUUUCUGUCUUAUCGGUACUUUCCACAAAAUUCACUACAUUCUUAUUAUUACUCUUGUCAUUAAUUGCAGACCUACCAUCUCACUCUCGAUUCUCUUCCAAGAUUUUUAGAAGCCGAGUUGAAUUUCCAUUUUUAAGCCAUUCCCAGCCCCUCGAAACCCGCACUUUUUGAAGCACUUCUGGUAGAUUUCCUUCCUCUGUUUCCCCCCUCUGUUCACUUCCCUUAUCCAAGAAUUGUUUCCCCGAACCUCGACAAUUUGAUUCCUCGUCGGGAAAGAUCGAAUCUUUACGUUGUGGGUCAUUGAAAUAUUCGCGAAUCAUCAACUGGGUUUUCCUUUUCCUUUCCUUCACUUCCUCCCCUUUUCGCUUUUCAGGGAUUCGUUCAUAUAUAAAAGCAGAAACUGGGACGGGGAGUAGGGGAGAAGAAAGAAAAAAGAUGAAGAAUUCUGUGUCGGAACAGAGUUUUUACAUAGACAGCGAUGAAGAGGACGACAAAGACUACAGCAGAGAUGUCGAAGGGGAAGAAGAAGAAGAAGACGUCGGAAACCUAUCGGAUUCCGACGAGUCCACGGCCGAUAACAAUCGGCAACAGAGCAAAACCGGCUCUUACAUUUCUCAAUGGCCUCAGAGUUACAGGCAGUCAAUCGAUCUAUACAGCAGCGUGCCAUCUCCGGCGAUCAAUUUCCUCAACACGCCAUCUCUGACGAGACUGGGAAGUUCGUUCCUGUCAUCUUCACUGAUAAGAAGGCACACCCCGGAAUCAUUUUCUACCCCUGCGGCGACGGCGGUGACAGCGCCUCUGUUGGAGAAAGAAGAUGAGCCGAAGAGGAAGAGUUCUCUGGCGCUGCUCCCGCCGCCGAUCCCGCGGCGGAGAUCUUCCAUCAGAAAAGACAAUGGCAAGCCUUCCUCUAUGAUUGCCCAUGGCCACGACGAACUCCCCAUCUCUCGCCAGAGCUCCUUUGGUCAAGCCGUGCUCAAUGGGCUGAACGUGCUGUGUGGGGUUGGGAUACUGUCAACGCCAUAUGCAGCCAAGGAAGGAGGGUGGGCGGGGCUCUCCAUCCUCAUCGUAUUCGGCCUCCUCUCUUUCUACACUGGGAUGCUCUUGCGCUACUGCCUCGACAGUGAGCCUGGUCUCGAGACUUACCCUGACAUCGGCCAUGCCGCUUUUGGAACCCCUGGCCGUAUCGCCAUCUCCAUCAUACUGUACGUGGAGCUGUAUGCUUGCUGCGUGGAGUACAUCAUAUUGGAGAGCGACAACUUGUCCUCGCUAUUCCCAAAUGCACACUUGAGCUUGCUUGGGAUGGACUUGGAUGCACACCACCUGUUUGCUUUAUUGACAACCCUUGCUGUCCUCCCCACCGUCUGGCUCAGAGACCUCCGGGUUCUCAGCUACAUCUCUGCUGGUGGAGUUAUUGCAUCAGUUCUAGUGGUUCUGUGCCUGUUCUGGGUUGGCUUAGUUGAUCAAGUCAGCGUCCACAGCAAAGGCUCAGUUAUCAACAUGGGGACGAUUCCUGUGGCUCUUGGUCUCUAUGGCUAUUGUUACUCAGGGCAUGCCGUCUUCCCAAACAUCUACACUUCCAUGGCAAGGCCACACCAAUACCCUAUAGUUCUCUUGGUCUGCUUUGUAAUCUGUACAAUGCUGUACAUGGGAGUUGCAGUGAUGGGGUACACGAUGUUUGGACAGGCCACAGCAUCUCAGUUCACUCUCAACUUGCCGAAGGACCUCGUUGCCUCUAAGAUCGCGGUGUGGACAACCGUCGUCAACCCUUUCACCAAGUAUGCACUGACGAUGAUGCCGGUGGCGUUGUGUCUGGAGGAGUUGCUGCCAUCAAACCUGAACAAGUCGUAUGUGUAUGGGAUGGGGAUUAGGACAUUGUUGGUCCUCUCAACUUUGCUCGUCGGUCUCUCUGUCCCCUUCUUUGGACUGGUGAUGUCGUUGAUCGGAUCAUUGCUCACAAUGUUUGUGACUUUGAUACUUCCUUGUGCUUGCUUCCUGAGCAUCGUGAGGAACAAGGUUACUCCGUUCCAGGUUGCGCUGUGUGGAUUGAUAAUUACAGUUGGGUUAGUGGCAUCAGCUUUUGGGACGUACUCUGCCUUGUCCAGUAUCGUUGCCAAUUUGAGCGGCUAGAGGUUUUUUUUUCUUCCAGUUUCUACUUUUUGUUAGAGGAGGUUUAGGUUAUGUGAGGGAGGAGAAGAGUUGUUUUGUAUUUUUAAAUUUGGCCAAUUUUGAGUGUGUAAAACCCAAAUAGCAUUAUUCCCAUUGAAUUUUGCGUUGCAAUUGCAAGUUUGGUACAAAAUGUAAACGUUUAUCGUAAUUACUAUAGUUGUCUGUGGGUGGAGUGCCGGCCGGUUGAACCAGAUAUACCCGGUAUCCGUCAAGGGAGAGUGAUUCACUGACACACCUACAGCUGAACUCCACCAUUACUAAGGAAAACAACAAUCCGUCGGUUGCUUUCACAGGUCGAUCGAAUUCAGGGGGAAGUAUCUACCUUAACAAGAUUGCUUGGCUUUGUAUUAUGAAAUAUUAUGUUCGGUUGGAGAACCAACUUGUCGACAUUUCGUGGAAUAGAUCAACCUCUUGAUAUGCAUGUCAAUCGAAUUGAAGACUGGAUGCACACAUCAACAUGGAUUUACUAUAGCGGUCGACUACUUUCAAGUGAAGACAUUAAUCAACAUACCUGGUGCUU